Messenger RNA from Aureobasidium uvarum, 258 nucleotides. Lineage: Eukaryota; Fungi; Ascomycota; Dothideomycetes; Dothideales; Saccotheciaceae. The record is from the annotation of a GenBank genome assembly.
AUGGAUGCCGAAAAACUGGCCGAGGACUUGACCAAAGAGAACAAGGUCGAACAGCUCGCUGAGGAGAUGGUUGAGGCUUAUCUUGGGCUGUACAAGCUCAAGGACAGCCCCACUGGACGUGAGGCACUUUCUGGCAUGGAGGAGGAUGUCAGUGGAUGGGCAAAGCUCAUGGUUCACCGUGGAGACAUCGAGGGAAUCAGACUGAGCUUUGUCUAUUCUGCUGUUCGCCUAUGCUACAUGCAGAUCCACAUCAAGUAG